AUGGAUGAUUCCAAGAUAAAGAACUCAAACUCUUCGUCGAGAGCUGCCAAUCCGACCCUUGGUAUUUGUUGCUUACAUGUGACAGGUUGCAGCCUUGAACUUUGGGGAUUUCUACAACUUGCAACGGUUCUUCCACCUACUACAAAUAUACUAGAUGCAUAUUUAAAUGGCUCUAGUGACGAGCAGGUGAUUAUAGGGUUUAACAAGAAAUGCAUUCAUUCAGAGUUUGGCAUUGUUUUUCACUUCAUUUUACAAGUUUCAUAUCCGUGUACUGGAAUCCACACAAGAGAACACUGCUGCACUUUUAAUGGGCCUUGA
Molecule: messenger RNA, 318 nt
Organism: Lactuca virosa
Lineage: Eukaryota; Viridiplantae; Streptophyta; Magnoliopsida; Asterales; Asteraceae
Source: the annotation of a GenBank genome assembly